AGUUACCACUAAGCUAGCAUUGGGAAAUGACGUUAAUGCUGGCGUCGAUGGGUUUGUGUUUUCUGUGUGGAAAGCUGGCUAACAUAAAACAAAAAUAACACAAGCAAAGUCCAAUGCAGAGCGCUGAAGGUGAGAGAGGUGAAGGAGGAGAAGGAGGCUGGGAGGAUGGAAGGCCCAACCAAGAUGAGGAAUUCAACAAGCUACAGGAAGGACUUGAUAAAACAGCAGAGGACGAGGGAGCGACUACCCCACCUGUGGAUCAGACAGAACCAGAGCCUGCUGACUCAGCCCGUCAGCCUCACCCUGGCCUUAUAGAUGCAGAUGAAGACUCCCUUGUGGCCACAAAUUCAGUGCAACACAAUGUUGCUCAGUUGCUGGUGAUUCCUCACUUCUCAAACCUUCACACAUCAGAAGACAUGGAGGAUCAGGAGCCACUGCCAGAGGAUGAGGAAGAGGAGGAGUUCAUUGUUCUUGACCCUGAACAUCCCCUGGUCAGAAGGCAACAAACUGCUCUGAACAGCCAGCUGAGCAAGCAGCUGGAGAGGAUCAACCUGGGACUGAAGGAAAAGCUGGCAGUAGAGAAGGCAGAUGCCAGCCACUUGCAGGAUAUAGGUUGUGAGAUGUAUACAAUUCAGGAGCAGCUGGCCAGGCUCUAUACCAGGCUGGAGGACCGUCAUCACACCAAGGUACAGGCAGAAGCCAAACAUCGGCAGGCACAGGAUCAACUGGAGGCAACAAAGAGCUACUAUUCCAGUACUACCAGCCAGUGCAGCAAAGCCAAAGCCAAUGUGUCCCAGCUACAGGCGGAGAUUGACAACCUGAUGCUGCACCUCGUCUUCACACAAGGAGUCAGUGAAGAUCUGCGUUCUAAUGUCAAAGCCAUGAAGAAUGCUAGACGCAAAGCAGGAGCUGAGAAGGACCAGGCCGAAGAGCAGAAAUUAAAGCAGGAUUUGUAUGUGGAGCGUCUAACAAAGGACAUGGAGAAGCUGACGCAGCAGAUGGCCAUGUAUGAGGCCCAGGCUAGUGCUCAAGCAGAGGAGACACAGGCAGCUAAAGAGGCCCACUCUGAGGCAGAGAUGGAAAUGGAGUCUCUGGUGAUGGCACGUAAACAGCUGCUACAGCAGUGGAACAGCAGCCUGGUGGGCAUGAGGAGACGAGAUGAGGCCUUCAAUGCGAUGCAGGAGGCUGUGCGUGCUGUCGAGCACCAGGCAAUCUUACUGGAAAGAGAGAAAGAAGGCUACAAGAAAUCCACCACUGAGGAGCAGGAGCAAAAUGAGACACUGACUUUGCAGCUGAAUUGGUCCCAGAUGGAUGUAGCCACCUCUAAAAAGCUGAUCAGUCAAAAGCUGUCCCAGCAAGAGGCUCUGCAGGCUCACUACAGCACCAACCUCCGUACUCUGAGGGAGACAGAGUGCACCCUUGCCAGGCUCACAAAGGAAACCAGUGCCAACCAGGUUGAAGUCAACGAUCAGAGGAGGCAGUUGGAGAAAGAAAGUGCUGUGCGUCUGGAGUUGGAGGAGAAGAUCAUGACGCACAUGCAGCAGAAGCUCACACACAACAAGGCUGCCAAGUACUCCCAAUGGCUCACCAGCAAGAUAGCCACACUCAAGAAAGAAAAGAUAUCUCAGUUGUGGCAGUUGGAGAACGAGGUGGUGGCGGUGGGACUGGAGAGCGGCGAGGUCAGCCAACAUCUGGACAGCCUGGCCCUCACUCAGGAUGCCCUCGAUGAGGAGAUUGCAAAUUACAACAAGUUACUCACAUCCAACCAGGCUAAGAUUUCUUCCUUCAUUACAAUCAUCGGGCAGAAGCAGGCCAUCAUCACAAACUACAAUAGAAAGAUCUGUCAUAUCGCAGCCAGCACUGGGAAUGAAGACCUGAGUCCUCUGCAGAUCAAAGUAGAGGCAUUGAUGGCUCAGAUUGAGGAGCUUGCAGCAAAUAUCAAGAGUGACCAGCAGCUCUGGAUGAAACAGCAGGGGAUUCUAGUAGGACUGAGCCAGGAGAUAGAGGCCAACAGGAAGAACAUGCUCAAACUGCAGACAGAGUACACUGGCAUGCAGCAAAAGAAAAUACGCCUGGAGAGUCAGAUUGAAGCAGAAAACCAAGAGCAGACAGAGAUGGAGAAGAACAUGAAGAUGUUGAGGGGAGACUUGCUGAAGCUCAACACCUUGCUCAGCAAGAACGGACAGCUCAGCCAGGCGCUGGAGCAGGAGAAUGCACUGAUUGAGACAGAUUUCCUUCACAGACUGAAGGAGGCAGAGUGGGAGUCAGUUGAGAUGCAGAUGAAACACGAGAAGACCCAGGAGGAAAAAGAGAGACUCCUCAACAGUCUGGUGGAAGCUGAGCGGCAGAUCAUGCUGUGGGAGAAGAAAACCCAGCUUAUAAAAGAGACGCGUUCAGCUGUGGAUUCUGAGGUGGGCCAGGGAGACAUCCAGAUGAUGAAGGCUGAGAUCCACCGUAUGGAGGUGCGACUCAACCAGCUGAUGAAGCAGCAGGAACUGCUGCUGAGGGAGAGUGAAGCAACAGUGGCGAGGAGGGAGACCAUCGUUCUCCGCAGGGAGGCCAUGGUCAACAGCUCCCACAAACAAACUACGAAGGGCGAGUUGAGCCGCUUCAUACAGGGCCUGCAGCGCAAGAUUCAGGACACACAUAAGCAUGUGACAGAGUGUGAACAGGUGAUCAGGGAGCUACAGGAGAGCCAGGUGAGUCUGAGUGACAGACUUGCACAGCAAAAGCAGCAGCUGAUAGAACUGUGCGGCACCAGCUACGCCCUUGAACCUGACUUCAUAAGUCUCCAGGAUACCAAAGACAGGAACCUGCUGCACCUGGUGUCUCUACAGAGCCGAACCAAGAAGCUGCAGGGGGUGUGUGAGGGCAACUACCAAGCCUCAUCCACCAGCGAGUCAGUAGGAGCCGCUCUGCAAAGCCAGAUGGAGCGGGUUCACUCUACCAGCACCAUCCUGCACCGUGUGUGUGAGGAGUUUCCCCAGCACCAGGGGGCGCUCCGCAGGUUGUCAUUAGCAUUGGCAGCACGCACACAGGCCCUGGAUCAGCAGGCAUCCUGAGAGUGAGGGAAGAAUAUAGGCAUGACAGUGAGUGCAGGAGAAGAAAUGCAGAGGAUGGAAAGUGAGUACAAAUGAGGUUAAGAUAAGAGAGAAAGAUUACAUGUACUAGAUAGAUUUGUGAAGAACAACAGGCGAUUUAUUUUGGUGUUUGUAUUGUGUUAUGCUUUGAAUGAAAAAAUGAUUGUGAAACAAUGAAACAAAAUAAACACUCAUGAAACCAGAAGAAAAAACAGCUAAAUCUGUCAUAGUGUUUGGCUUUUUCAAUCCAGCUGCGAGGUUGGAAAGUAACUGAGGUUUGUGGCUCAGUAGUACUGUACCAUUUAAAUGAUGAAGG
This is a messenger RNA of Seriola dumerili (greater amberjack), 3396 nucleotides long. It is a transcript of the gene ccdc40, whose product is annotated as coiled-coil domain containing 40. Gene Ontology annotation, cellular component: cilium; cytoplasm. Bases 114 to 3062 code for a protein of 982 amino acids. The transcript has 19 exons. Gene Ontology annotation, biological process: heart looping; epithelial cilium movement involved in determination of left/right asymmetry; axoneme assembly. Lineage: Eukaryota; Metazoa; Chordata; Actinopteri; Carangiformes; Carangidae. The record is from RefSeq and is a predicted model, not a curated record.